UUUGCCGACGAGCAUCUCUGCCGUCCUGCUUCACUACAGUAAUCAUUGCCCCCGGAUCUGCGCAAAUACACAGGACUUCUCUGGAAAAAGGCAGAGUUCAUCAAUGUAACUCCGCUCAGUCCGAAACUGUGCCGUUUAGCUGGAUAAGUCCAUCCCAAACGAGAAGAGAAAGAAAGAAAGAGAGAGAAAAAAGGGACAGUCAAACGCGAGUGGAGUGUCGACGUAAAAUCGUGAAGGAAAACAGAAGAAUAUGAUUGUCAAGCAGCACUUGAUCUUCAUCCUUUACAGCCUCUGUGCAAGCAUCUUUAAAGUGGCUGGGACAAAAAGCAAAGCGAAAGGUGGCCAAGGUCAGUUCCCCAUAACUCAGAAUGUGACGGUGGUGGAGGGGGGCACAGCCAACAUGACCUGUCGUGUGGAUUACAAUGAUAACACUUCCCUCCAGUGGUCAAACCCUGCACAACAGACCCUGUUCUUUGGGGACAAGAAAGCCCUGAGGGACAACAGAAUUGAGCUGGUGCGAGCCUCAUGGCAGGAGCUCACCAUCAGAAUUAGUGACGUCAGCCUGUCAGACGAGGGCCAGUACACCUGCUCGCUCUUCACCAUGCCUGUCAAGACCACCAAGGCCUUUCUCACUGUUCUGGGAGUGCCAGGACGGCCGGAGAUUACAGGAUUCACCAAGCCUGCUCUGGAGGGGGACUUAAUCACCCUGACAUGCACCACAUUGGGCAGCAAACCAGCAGCCAACAUCCGGUGGUUCAGAAAUGACAAGGAAGUCCAAGGCACUAAGGAGGUGAAUGCCACAGGAAAAUCAUUCACAGUGAGGAGUAGCCUCCAGUUUCACGUGGACCAACGAGACGAUGGAGUCGCCUAUACCUGCAGCGUGGAGCAUGUGUCUCUGUCCAACCCCUACAUGACAACUGAGGUCCUGGAGGUCCACUAUGCUCCCCAUCUGGAGAUCUCACAUUCACUGAUUAUUCCACAGGAAGGGCAAUACUUCAAAUUGGAGUGUGUUUCCAUAGGCAACCCAAUACCUGAACCAGUAUUGUGGUCUAAAGAUGGAGGAGAGCUGCCAGACAUUGACCGUAUGAUCGUGGAGGGCAGAGAACUAACCAUCACCACACUAAACAAAACAGACAAUGGCACGUAUCGCUGUGAGGCCAGCAACCACCUGGGGUCCAGCAGUGCUGAAUAUGUACUGUUUGUAUAUGAUCCUAAUGCUUUAGGACAACAGGGACCUGACCAUGCUUUAAUCGGUGGCGUUGUUGCAGUUGUGGUCUUUAUCACCUUGUGUUUGAUAAUAGUUCUCGGACGAUAUCUGGCCAGACAUAAAGGGACAUAUCUAACACAUGAGGCCAAAGGAGCAGAGGACGCCCCUGAUGCAGACACAGCCAUCAUCAACGCUGAGGGAAACCAUGUGCAUGCAGAGGAAAAGAAAGAGUACUUUAUUUAGACUUUUUGCUUUGUUUCAUGACAACUUUUGACAGCAGACAUGCAAUUUUAAGCUGCCUCAGUGUCACUACAUGAUGUGUUUUACUUUACUUAUUAUUCUUUUGUCUUCUCCAGAAAGCUCAUGCUUGGAUAUGCUUGUUUUCAAAGCAUUUGCUGACGAUAUAGCCUUCUCCUUUUGUAAUCAGUAUGAACCAUGUACAAUUUUGGAUUAUUUCAGUUUCAGUUUUAUGGUGCCUAAAUGCUGUACAUUUUUCUGCUUUUCUUCCAUUGCUUGCAUUAACUUUUUUUUCUACUAUCUCUUACUUUAACUGUUGUACAACUUUUUAAAAUCAUGAAGCAACAUGAAAUGUGCUUCAAGUCAGAAUCAAGUCUUAGCUUUUCAAACUGUUCUGCUCUUAAAGCAACUACUUUAAGGGCAGAAUAUGUUUAAUAUAUCAGUUUAUUAAACAUUGACAUCAGAGGAAUCUUUUUAGGGUUUAAACAGUGGUCUUGGAUGUUGCCUGGAGUUUACCCCACCACAGCCAUACUGCAUUAAAAAAACAAAGCAGACCUGAAACUUUGACAAAACAAAACAUAGAAGCACAAUCUAUGUGAUUGUCUCUAGAUGAAAUCAACUCCCUCUUAGCACGAUCUGUAUAUUUCUGCAUUCAUUUAUUUUCGGUUUCUGCUCUGGUUGAUUUUUACCAACAGAGAACAAGUUAGAAAAUUAAAGCACAAAGUCUGAGGACUAACAAGGAGGGAAAACACAUCAACUGAUUCUUGUCUCAGGAUUCAAUAUGAGUCUAGAUGGAGAGAUGGUGUCAGAUACAUGAUGAAGAUUUCAGUACACUUGCAGUUAUUGUCAUGGAUGAAGAAUUUUAAUUUUUUGUUGGCAAUGUGAUGUAAGAUCCAAACUGAAUGAGUGGAACCUUGUGUGGUUCAUUAUUUAUGUUGACUUUUAUUGAACAACUAUGCUCAAUGUGUGGAUAUUGCUGUAAAAUACUUUGCUAACGUGAAUAUUGGUGAACAAUAUUGUUGAAUCUUGGGAUCCCUGACACAUUACAAUUUGUAUAUGAGCAUAUACAGUAUUUAAAGUAUUCCACUUUUUUUUUUUCAUUUAUCCAUGGCAAACAAGAGCUUGUUUUGCCAGAAGGCAUGUAAAUUAUCUUUAAGUUUUCAAUUUUAGUAAAGGGAAAAACACUGGUUAUAGCUUUUAAUUUCAGGUCAUAUCAGUUUUCGUCACUUUGAUGAAAUUGUUUUCACACUUUUGAAGAUUUCUUCAAACAGGGAUUCUAAUGAAUUGCUUAAAAUUAAAAAGAAAA
Thunnus maccoyii (southern bluefin tuna) is the source of this 2750-nucleotide messenger RNA. It is a transcript of the gene cadm2b, whose product is annotated as cell adhesion molecule 2b. Lineage: Eukaryota; Metazoa; Chordata; Actinopteri; Scombriformes; Scombridae. The coding region runs from base 251 to 1450 and encodes 399 amino acids. The record is from RefSeq and is a predicted model, not a curated record. The transcript has 10 exons.